AUACGUACGCUCUUCGGCAGGGUGCAUGACGUAUAAUAUUGAGUACAAAUGUGCUCGUUAAUUAAUUAAAUUGUUUAAGUUAAGUUAAAUUUGUGACCAGUCGUUAUGUGUAUUUAUUGUUUUGUAGGCUCUAUUGUCUACUUGAUAUGCUUUCCUGCGAGGACGGACGUGGGUAUUCAAAUACUAUAUGUGAUACGGUGUGUGCUGCGCGAGAGACGUCAUCAUGCGGCGUCCCUUCGACAUCGGAGUCGCCCUGCUCGUCGUCCUGCUGGCUGUUGGCCAACAGCUACAGAACUCGGUCGCGAUCAACUCACCCGCCAAGAAGACGAGCGGUGGCUCGUUCAGCGUGUGGUUUCGUGCCGAGCCCGGACUGCCCCGCAAGAAGGACAUGAAAGUCGACAAGCUCAACCGACUCAUCGGUGCCGAUUACAACGAAAUGUGGAUGAGCAAAACGGCAAUCGUAAUAACGGCAGACCGUAGAAACGCGUCGGGCGUGGCUGGCGUCAAGUCAUUUGAGACGACCGGACCGGACAACCUACAGCUUCCGGAACAACUUCCGGCCCAGUACCAAGAGAUGAUGCGCACUUGGUUGGUGCACCGGAGCUCGUGUCCGGUCGAAUACGGGUGGGUGGACCUGGGCAAGUCAUUUUGGCCCAGGUGGAUAAAACAGGGUCGCUGCGGUCGUUCAGAAACGAUGAGCUGCAGUUGGCCGCCGGGCAUGUCAUGUAUGCCUUCGUCCAUCAGAGUACUCAACCUGUUGCGGUGGCAUUGUUGGUUAAAAAACAGAAAAAAUAAGAAGAAAAAUCGGGAGAGAUUGGAAUUGGCGUUCAACAAGACGAGAGGGCACGGGGCAAGAGGCAGGAGAGCCGUCGGUCAGAGGAAAAGUAAAAAAAAGGACGAUAAGUUCAGAUGUCUGUGGAUUAAAGUCCCAUAUCCUGUGACUGAAGACUGUACGUGUUCGUGUAGAAAACUUGAUGAAUAAUCUAAACAAAACGAUUGCAAAUCUAUAGUGUCACGCAGUUCAAUCUUUUAAUUCCGUUCCUGGACGGAUGAAAUACUAUAAUAAUAAAUUACUUUUUCAAAAUUAAAAUAAAAAUAAUUCAUCAACCUGAA
Molecule: messenger RNA, 1113 nt
Organism: Myzus persicae (green peach aphid)
Lineage: Eukaryota; Metazoa; Arthropoda; Insecta; Hemiptera; Aphididae
Product: noggin-like
Exons: 4
Coding region: 224-982 (252 amino acids)
Biological process (GO): negative regulation of cell differentiation; dorsal/ventral pattern formation; osteoblast differentiation
Source: RefSeq, a predicted model, not a curated record